Messenger RNA from Trichoderma harzianum CBS 226.95, 1891 nucleotides. RefSeq lists its product as hypothetical. Gene Ontology annotation, cellular component: nucleus. The record is from RefSeq and is a predicted model, not a curated record. The coding region runs from base 186 to 1637 and encodes 483 amino acids. The transcript is spliced from 2 exons. Lineage: Eukaryota; Fungi; Ascomycota; Sordariomycetes; Hypocreales; Hypocreaceae. Gene Ontology annotation, molecular function: cis-regulatory region sequence-specific DNA binding; protein binding.
CACGACCAGCUGUACUUGCAGGCCAAAAAAUCUUGAUCUCCUUUGCUGGAAAUAGCAAAUAUCAUCUUAUUACUUGACCAAAUUAAAAUAUACACUUUAUUUGGCUUUCUUCAGCUCGAAUUCUGGACAACAGGGUUUUCAGUGCCCAAAAAUCGGUCAAAUUUUUUUUUGUCGCGAAUAGCAUCAUGCCUUCAGCAAUUUCACACGAAGCCAGCGACUCAAUUGGCGACAGCCAUUCUGAUUCAAUUCCAACUCACCAUCUCGGAGUCAAACCCCUGGGAAACCAGUAUCUCGCCACGGGGCCGAAUGCCCGAAGAAGUAUUGGCACAUGGGCAGUUCUACCCGAUGAGAUCCUUGCCCUUGUUCUCGAGGGAUCUGACAAAAGUUCACUUUUGAGUCUUGGGUCUACAUGCAAGUUUUUAUAUGCCUUCUGCCAUUCUGAAGAACUAUGGAAAGCCCUUUAUCUUCGAUCUCAAUCGACGAGCAGCUCAUCUAUUAAUUGGCGGGGAUCAUGGAGAUCGACCGUCUUGGGCCUUGACAGUGAUCGGCAAGCAAAAGUUGACUGCAGCAACGUCUUUUCCGAUGUACUACAUCGACCUUUUGCCUGCAGCAAUAUUGAGCUGGCAAAAUAUGUCACAGGGAUACCAAAAGCUAAUCAGAUUCGCCGGUUUGAGAAUCUCACAUAUGAAGAGUAUGCUGAAAGAUGGACUGAGCAACCUUUUGUCUUGACGAAAUGCAUACAAGAAUGGCCAGUUUACUCCCAGUGGACCAUUGAUUCCCUACUCGACAAGUUCGCCGACGUUGAGUUUCGUGCCGAAGCGGUGGACUGGACAUUUUCACAGUAUUGUGAUUAUAUGAAUCGGAACAGAGACGAAAGCCCUCUCUACUUGUUCGAUCGAAAAUUCGCUGAGAAGAUGGAGCUCAAGGUCGGACACUCAGAGGGUGCCUCGUAUUGGCGGCCCGACUGCUUCGGACCAGAUCUCUUCGAGGUUCUGGGAGACGAGCGGCCGGCUCACCGGUGGUUGAUUAUCGGGCCCGAACGAAGCGGGUCUACUUUCCACAAGGACCCCAACGGGACGAGUGCGUGGAAUGCCGUGAUUCAGGGGGCUAAAUACUGGAUCAUGUUUCCGCCAACGGCCCAGGUACCCGGAGUUUACGUAUCUUCAGACAGCAGCGAAGUAACAAGCCCCCUAAGCAUUGCUGAGUGGUUGCUCACGUUCCACGACGAGGCGAGACACAUGCCUGAGUGUGUUGAGGGCAUCUGUAAUGCUGGAGAGAUACUUCAUGUUCCGAGUGGAUGGUGGCAUCUCGUGGUGAACAUUGAAAAGGGCAUUGCCCUGACUCAGAAUUUUGUUCCUCAGUCUCCCAGCCUGAACCUUGUUUCCGAAGUCUUGUCGUUCCUAAGGGACAAGCCGGAACAAGUCUCUGGCUUCUCGCGAGACGUGGAAGAUCCCUUUGGCCUUUUCACAGCCAGACUCAAGCAAGACUACCCAGACGUUCUGGAGAAGGCACUAGAACUGGCUGAUAAGAAGAAUGGCAAAAAGAGAAAGUGGGAUACGGCAGUGGGACGAGAUGAAGAGCAAGCAGAAGGAUUUAGCUUUGGGUUUGGAGGCGAUGAUGAUGAUGAGAUCCCGUAAUGGCAGUCUAUGUAUAGAUGGGCACUAUAUCUACGAUUAAUGAAUAUCUUGGGAGCUGGCAUGCAAGUAUACGCAUAUAACAUGCGAUCUGUAGAUUGCAAGUAUCGGCAUGUAGAUAGAGGAAUCGUUGUGGGUGUGGGUAUACGGAGUACAACGCACUGGGCAUGUAGGUAUGCACGACAACUUGAACUUUGCGGGGCUCUACAGGGUUGAUUCUGCAUGGCUCCUCUAUUGUUUGUGAUGUGAUUAUUUUG